This is a messenger RNA of Aspergillus homomorphus CBS 101889, 900 nucleotides long. RefSeq names its product purine and uridine phosphorylase. NCBI's taxonomy places the organism in Eukaryota, Fungi, Ascomycota, Eurotiomycetes, Eurotiales, Aspergillaceae. The transcript has a single exon. Gene Ontology annotation, biological process: nucleoside metabolic process. The record is from RefSeq and is a predicted model, not a curated record. The annotation marks the transcript as partial. Gene Ontology annotation, molecular function: catalytic activity.
AUGUGUCAGGAAAGAUACACCGUUGGACUGGUCUCUGCAUUGCCAAAAGAGCUCUACGCCGUACGAGCACUGUUCGACCACCGACAUCAAGACCCGGUCGGCCUCGAUCCUCACGACACGAAUAGCUAUGUCUUUGGACGGAUCGGCCACCAUGAUGUCGUCGCCGCUUGUCUCCCACAAGGCGAAUAUGGCACGAACUCUGCAGCCGAUGUUGCAACAAAUAUGAGCCGCAGCUUUCCUGCUCUUCAGUUUUGUCUACUGAUAGGUAGAGGGGGUGGCGUUCCCUCUCCAGAGAACGAUGUUCGCUUGGGGGACGUGGUCGUCAGUCUACCUACGGAUACACACCCCGGUGUGAUUCAGUAUGAUUUGGGGAAGGCCACGGCGGAUGACACCUUCAAAGCAACUGGGUUAUUGACUCGGCCGCCGCGCGUUCUGACGGAAGCAAUCAUCAAUCUCACAUCCGAUGAUACUCUUCCUCCAGAUUUUCUUCGAGUCUUUAUGCAACAAGUUGCGACGCGAAAUUCCUCGUAUCAUAGUCCUGGACUCGAGAAUGACGUUCUGCAUCAGUCAGACACCAUACACGAGGUAUCCUACGAUAAGGGUUCCGGGGGGUAUGACUGCCCGCUGGCUGAACGCUCAGAGCGUCGCUCUGACUAUCCCCGAAUCUUCUACGGAAUUAUCGGAUCAGGUAAUCAGGUCGUCAAGAGCUCAAGGAUUCGUGAUCAAUUGGGAGAACGUUAUCAUAUUCUCUGCUUGGAGAUGGAGGCAGCCGGGGUGAUGAACACGAUUCCUUGUCUGGUUAUUCGCGGCAUCUGCGACUAUGCAGAUGCUCACAAGAAUAAGAUAUGGCAGGAGUACGCCGCUGCCGCUGCUGCAGCAUACGCUAAAGUUCUCCUGUCU